Sinocyclocheilus rhinocerous is the source of this 3176-nucleotide messenger RNA. RefSeq names its product neural cell adhesion molecule 2-like. NCBI's taxonomy places the organism in Eukaryota, Metazoa, Chordata, Actinopteri, Cypriniformes, Cyprinidae. Gene Ontology annotation, biological process: cell adhesion. The transcript is spliced from 18 exons. Bases 34 to 2547 code for a protein of 837 amino acids. The record is from RefSeq and is a predicted model, not a curated record. Gene Ontology annotation, cellular component: membrane; neuron projection. Gene Ontology annotation, molecular function: protein binding.
CACAAGCGGCUGUCCGUCACUCACCUGCUGAAAAUGAUCCUCAAAUUCACCUGUCUGCUGGGAUUGCUGCUCUGCGGCUGUCAAGCGGUGCUUCAGGUGUCAAUAUCACUGAAUAAAGUGGAACUGAGUGUUGGAGAGUCAAAAUUCUUCACAUGCACAGCCAUUGGUGAGCCGGUGAGCAUAAACUGGUUCAGUCCUCAAGGCGAGCGCAUCAUCUCAAAUCAGAGAGUCAUCGUGCAUACGGAGGGCGUGCGGUCCAGGCUGACCAUCUACAACGCCAUCAUCGAGGAUGCUGGGAUUUACCGAUGCCAGGCUGUGGACGCCAAGGGACAAAGCCAGGAGGCCACGGUGGUGCUGGAGAUUUACCAGAAGCUGACGUUCCUCGAGGUGAAGACGCCGCAGGAGUUUCGUCAGAGCGAGGACGCUGAGGUCGUCUGUGAUGUCAUCAGUUCACCGGUGCCAGUCGUCUCAUGGUUCUACAAGAACCGAGAAAUCACGUCUGAACCCAACAGCAGACUUCAGGUGCUUCCCAGCAACAACCUGCAGAUCCUGCGAGUGAGUAAAGCUGACGAGGGAGUGUACCGCUGUGAGGCGCGUGUGGAGGCUCGAGGAGAAAUCGACUUCAGGGACAUCGUGGUGCUGGUCAACGUUCCUCCGGUUCUGUCGGUGCCGCAGCAGUCCUUCAACGCCACCGCCGACUACCAGGAGUCAGUGACGUUCACCUGCAUCACGUCUGGCUCCCCCGACCCCCAGGUGACCUGGUACUGGAAGGGUCACGUGAUCGAGCGAUCGGAGCAGUACGUGCUUAACACACUGGACGGGGGCAAAAGCACGCUGACCAUCAAAAACAUCCGGCAGGGCGACGGUGGGCCGUACACAUGCCGCGCGAGCAACAAGGCCGGGAGCUCCGAGAGCCAGCUCUUCCUCAAAGUGUUCGUCCAGCCGCACAUCACUCAGCUGAGGAACGUGACGGCUGUGGAGGGAAGCGCUGCUAUGAUCUCCUGCACAGCGGAGGGAGAACCGCUGCCCGAGAUCUCGUGGAGGAGAGCCAGUGACGGACAGACGUUCACAGAUGGAGAUAAGAGUCAGGACGGCCGCGUGGAAGUGCGCGGGCGCCACGGAAAAUCCAUGCUGACCAUCAGCGGCGUUCAACUCUCAGACUGGGGCCGAUUCGACUGUGAAGCGCUCAGCAGGAUCGGGGGCCAUCAGAAGAGCAUGUUCCUGGAUAUCGAGUAUGCGCCGAAGUUCCAGACCAACCAAACCAUCUUCUACUCGUGGGAGGGAAACCCGGUGAACAUCAGCUGCGAUGUGAAGUCCAACCCUCCGGCGACCAUGCUGUGGAGACGAGACCGCUUCACCAUCUCCAGUCAAGGAACCAGCAACAUCCGCAUUCACGCCGCAGACGGCCGAUCGCUUCUCGAGGUCACUCCGGUGUCCGACCGGGAUUUUGGACGCUACAACUGCACAGCCAGAAACAACAUCGGCGCUCGAUACCAGGAGUUUAUAUUAGCACAGGCAGACGUCCCGUCGCACCCGUACUCCGUUCGGCUCUCUGCCGUCUCCCAGCGUCUCGCCACCGUCUCCUUCAUGAAGCCCGACUCUCACGGCGGCGUCCCCAUCAGCUACUACACCAUCAGCUACAGAGACACGAGCGCACAGGACUGGAGGACAGUCAGAUCACACGCAGUUCAGAUGGUUCUGGCUCACCUGGAGCCCAACACGACGUAUGAGCUGCGUGUGGCGGCGGUCAACGGAAAGGGUCAGGGGGAUUUCAGCCACACGGAAACCUUCCAGACGUUACCCAUCCGCGAGCCGAGUCCUCCGACGGUUCACGGUCAGAGAGGCGUUGGGAAGGCCUACAGACUCGGACUGAUCAGACAAGACGACGGCGGGAUGCCCAUCGUGGAGUACAUCGUCAAGUAUAAAACGGAUAAAGAGGAGCAGUGGAUGACGAAGCUGGUUCCCGGCGUGAAUGAUUUUGCGCUGCUGCAGCCGCUGCAGUGGAACAUGCGCUACAACGUAGAGAUCACGGCGCGUAACGUCAAGGGCCUGUCGGAGCCCACCUUCUUCCAGUUCCUCAUGCCGCAGAAACCCGACAUCACAGCAGACUCCCUGUUCAGCGGCCUGGGCCUCGGCGCGGUGGUGGGGCUUGGCGUGGCGGCUCUUCUUCUGCUGCUGGUGCUGGUGGACAUCAGCUGCUUCUUCCUGCGUCAGUGUGGCCUGCUCAUGUGCAUCACCCGCAAGCUCUGCAGCAAGAAGACCUCCACCAGCGGCAAGAGCAAAGAGCUGGAGGAGGGCAAAGCUGCGUAUCUGGUUGAUGGCUCGAAGGAGCCCAUCGUGGAGAUGAGAACUGAAGAAGAGAGAAUUGCUAACCAGGAGGACAGCUGUCCAGUGCACGAACCCAAUGAGACGACUCCUCUGACAGAGCCAGAGAAGCUCCCGCUGAAGGAGGAGAACGGCAAGGAGGUGCUGAAGCCGGACUUGAUCGAGAUCAAGGUCCACACGGACAACAGCAUCCACACAAAACAGGACGACAGCAAAGCGUAAUGGAGCCCGGAGACGAUCCCAGCCCGAACAAACUCAGACCAAAUGCAGAAAGCAGAAAAUAUCAUAACAGAGAAACGAAAAGAUAAGAAAAAAGGGUGUGUAAAUAUGUUCAAAUGCAAACAGAGACUGCGUUUUUGUGAUAAAUCUACUGUCCUUUCUAUUCACGAUGACUCCAGCGCUACUUUUCGGUUGGCGUUUGCGUCUUGAUGUUUUUUUGGUUUGGCCGUGGAGGAUCUCAGAAAUUAAUUUCCAGACCUUUCUUCUACUUUCCAGGCAUGUCGAGUCCGAUUUUUUCUGCCCAGCGGGACGUUGUGUUGUGUCUAUAGUCUUGAUGAUUUCAGAUUCUGGGCUUCUCAUCUAAAUGUGUUAGAGACUUCAUGGGUUUUUGGCUUUUUCGAUGUUUUGGUAGGACUUUUCCAUGGGGAGAAUCCAGAUGGAUUGGAUUUCUUCUAUUUUUCCAGGCAUGUCCAGCGAGAACUAGGUGGUGCGGCUUAUGUAUGUCGAAUUCUGAAGCUCGUUUUCCAUUUCGUCGUCAUGAGUUUUAAACGCAGGGGUCACUUCGCAAAAGAAACCUGGCAAAACUUUGUAGUAAAGUGACUUUGUAGUUUGGAUUUGCUCAACUGCCAUGA